This is a messenger RNA of Caenorhabditis briggsae, 261 nucleotides long. Bases 1 to 261 code for a protein of 86 amino acids. The transcript has a single exon. Gene Ontology annotation, cellular component: endoplasmic reticulum; membrane. Gene Ontology annotation, biological process: long-chain fatty acid metabolic process. The record is from RefSeq and is a predicted model, not a curated record. NCBI's taxonomy places the organism in Eukaryota, Metazoa, Nematoda, Chromadorea, Rhabditida, Rhabditidae. Gene Ontology annotation, molecular function: long-chain fatty acid-CoA ligase activity.
AUGGCCGACCAAGGAAUCAAGGGAAGUCUCGAGGAGUUGUGCAAGAAUGAGACGGUCAAAAAGGCGGUGCUCGACGACAUGGUGGCCGUCGGCAAAAAGGCGGGACUCUUCUCGUUCGAACAAGUCCGUGACAUCUACCUAUCGGCUGAGCAAUUCAGUGUGGAGAACGACUUGUUGACGCCAACACUGAAGAGCAAACGCCCGAAGCUGAAGGCUCACUACGCGAAAGAGCUCGAGAGAAUGUACUCGAAACUUUCAUAA